CACUCGACUGCUCACUGCCCUCUCUCUACCCACUCCUCCUCUUCCCUACUGUCGCUGUCGCUGUCGCUGUCGCUGUCGCUUUCACCAUCCCCGUCGCCGUGCAUUGCCCAUAACCCUCGGACCUCGCGCCAACGUCUCGCCGCCACCCUGCGUCUCGCCUCGCGUCCCCGUCACCACUAUCGAUAG
Molecule: messenger RNA, 186 nt
Organism: Bipolaris victoriae FI3
Lineage: Eukaryota; Fungi; Ascomycota; Dothideomycetes; Pleosporales; Pleosporaceae
Exons: 1
Source: RefSeq, a predicted model, not a curated record